Gymnodraco acuticeps is the source of this 575-nucleotide messenger RNA. Its product is annotated as transcription factor Adf-1-like. The record is from RefSeq and is a predicted model, not a curated record. NCBI's taxonomy places the organism in Eukaryota, Metazoa, Chordata, Actinopteri, Perciformes, Bathydraconidae. Bases 141 to 575 code for a protein of 144 amino acids. Gene Ontology annotation, biological process: regulation of transcription by RNA polymerase II. The transcript has 2 exons. Gene Ontology annotation, cellular component: transcription regulator complex; nucleus.
UUUGAGGCUCGAUGCUUUCUCGAAGCUGGCGUCAGCCAAUCAAAUCCCGUUUUUGCAAUUCCCGCCAGUACAAGCGCUAGCCAAUCAAACCGCGUGUAUGCUGAUCCCGCAGGUCUUGACUAUUUUCCAUAUGUCAUAAAAUGGAGGACAAAUUAAUCAUUGCUGUGGCAAAUGUCCCAGUCCUGUAUGACUGUACUCUGUUCACCUACCGGGACCUAAACCGGAGGAACCAGGCAUGGCGGGAGGUGGCAGAGACAGUUGGUGAAACUGAUAAUGUCUGCAAGAAGAGAUGGAAGAGUCUGAGGGACAGGUUCCGCAAGGAAAAGAAUAUGGAGAAGGAGGCCAAAAGAAGCGGGGCAGGGUCUGCAGGGGGGUACAAGCCCUGGCGUUUCAUGGCAGUGAUGGGGUUUUUAACCCCAUUCAUCAUAGACCGUGAGACGUCCAGCAAUGUCCCCCGGCAGACCCUGCCUCCAUCCACCCUGGUGGCAGAGGAAGAGAGCCAGGUAGACAGUGAGUCAGCCAGCCAGUCCACCAGCCAGUCCGCCAGCAGCAGUCAGCCAGGAGGAGAAUGCUGA